GGUUUCAGAUACAAUAAAGGCUCAGUGGCUAGGGAAACGAGCAAGAGCGAAGGUGGGAGAAGACAAUCCCUGUCGAAGUUGCACCAUGGACCUUCUGCACAGCGCAGGGGUCCAGGCCACCAGCUACCUCCAGGAGAACUUCAUGGGCUACCAGGACUGGUUUGUCUUCAUCUCCACAGUCGCUGACCUCAAAACUACUUUCUUUGUCUUCUUCCCCAUCUGGUUCCAGCUGAAGGAGGAAGUGGGAAUCCGACUCAUCUGGGUGGCUGUGAUCGGCGAUUGGUUGAACCUUGUUUUCAAGUGGAUCCUGUUUGGACAGAGACCCUACUGGUGGGUACACGAGACCGAUUACUAUGGCACCGCAACACCCCCUGCGAUCCAGCAGUUUCCCAACACCUGCGAAACUGGCCCAGGCAGCCCCUCUGGUCACGCCAUGGGGUCUUCUGGGGUCUACUAUGUCAUGGUGACAGCCCUGCUGUCGCAACUCUUGCCGCUGCAGAAAGAGACCUUGGCUGCCAGGUGUCUGCGUGGUCUCCUCUGGGCGGGAUUCUGGACUGUGCAGGUCUGCGUCUGCUUAUCUAGAGUCUUCCUCGCUGCGCACUUCCCACACCAAGUGAUCUCAGGUGUGAUCUCAGGGAUGCUGGUGGCAGUGUUCUUUGAGCACGUCCGCUCCAUCUACAACGCCAGCCUGAGGAGAUACGUGGGCACCACUUUCUUCCUCUUUGGCUUUGCCCUGGGCUUCUACCUGCUGCUCAAGAUGCUGGGGGUGGACCUCCUGUGGACGCUGGAGAAGGCCCACAAGUGGUGCGAGCGGCCAGAGUGGGUCCAUAUCGACACGACGCCCUUUGCCAGCCUCCUUCGCAACCUGGGCAUCCUGCUGGGCCUGGGGCUGGGCCUCAACUCUCCAAUGUACGCGCAGAGCUGCAAAGGGAAGCAAAGGCAGCGGCUGGCUUUCUGCCUCAGCUGCAUCGUUUGCUCCCUGUCCGUCCUGCACCUGUUCGAUUCCUUCGAGUUGCCCACCGACAGGGAGAUCCUGUUCUACAUCCUCUCCUUCUGCAGAAACACCUGCGCUCACAUCUGUGCUGUGGCGCUGAUCCCCUACUGCAUCUCCUGGCUCUUCCGGCAGACAAAGAAAGACGCAUAGGGGGCAGAAAGUUUGGAACACAGCUACCUUGGACAUGGUUCUCCUGUUCCAGCUCUUGCAAGGGCCCUCGGGACUCAGGGCUAAAGCUUUACAAAACUUAGGAACGUUGCCGACUCUUUUGUGGGAGAUGG
Molecule: messenger RNA, 1275 nt
Organism: Podarcis raffonei (Aeolian wall lizard)
Lineage: Eukaryota; Metazoa; Chordata; Lepidosauria; Squamata; Lacertidae
Product: glucose-6-phosphatase catalytic subunit 1-like
Exons: 5
Coding region: 86-1144 (352 amino acids)
Biological process (GO): gluconeogenesis; glucose 6-phosphate metabolic process
Cellular component (GO): membrane
Molecular function (GO): glucose-6-phosphatase activity
Source: RefSeq, a predicted model, not a curated record